Caretta caretta (loggerhead turtle) is the source of this 426-nucleotide messenger RNA. The record is from RefSeq and is a predicted model, not a curated record. NCBI's taxonomy places the organism in Eukaryota, Metazoa, Chordata, Testudines, Cheloniidae.
AUGCACACUCAGAAGAUCAACCUGGAGCUCUACACCUCCUACGUGUACCUCAGCAUGUCUUUCUAUUUUGACCGGGAUGAUGUGGCUCUAAAGAACUUUGCCAGGUAUUUCCUGCACCAGUCCCACAAGGAGUGUGAGCAUGCUGAAAAACUCAUGAAGCUGCAGAACCAGAGGGGCGGUUGCAUCUUUUUGCAGGACAUCAAGAAACCAGAUUGUGAUGAUUGGGAGAAUGGGUUGACAGCAAUGGAGUGUGCCUUGCACCUGGAAAAGAAUGUGAACCAGUCACUCCUUGAUCUGCACAAGCUGGCAACUGACAAGAAUGACCCUCAUUUGUGCGACUUCAUUGAAACCCACUACUUGGGGCCCAUAUUUAAUCUAUGGGCCCAUCCUCCCCUACUGGAGAUUUGGUAGAAGACACACUGCUAG